UGGAGAUGCUGAGGGAGACAGCUGAGUGUGGGGUCUGCUGGCUGGCAUGGGAAAUCUCCGCUGAGAUGGAAGUGCAGAAUUGAAAGGGGCUCAGAGCCGCGUUCCCUGGAGGAUAGCAGGCUGGAUCUCGGGAGGGCUGGACUCGGCAAAUACUCCGAGAAGGACACGUUUUAUUUCUUGGGAAACACACCAGCCUGCCCUGUCUGCCACCUUAUUGUCGCAGAAUGAAUAUUUUUUUCACUAGGACGAGUGUGUAUGCGAGGCAGAUAGCGGAGGACAGAGUGGUUGAAGAGGCAGCCAUGAGCCCACCGCGCCGAUCCUCAAGUUCCCAUGGCGACAGGUCCUCCACGGAGACGCUCCAGAAGAACAACUGCAGCAACUCCGGUGUAAUUCUGGACAUCUCAGCCCUUAAAAUGGCCGACAUUGACACGGAGGUGCCUCCUCUUCCGCCUCGAUAUCGCUUCAGGGACCUGCUGCUCGGGGACCAGACGUUUCAAAAUGACGACAGGGUGCAGGUAGAAUUCUACGUGAAUGAAAACACCUUCAAGGAGAGGCUGAAGCUCUUCUUCAUCAAGAACCAAAGGUCAAGCCUGAGGAUCCGCAUGUUCAACCUGCUCCUGAAGCUGCUCACAUGUGCCCUCUACAUCCUCAGAGUUUACCUGGACAACCCUGCCGACAUCAACCGCAGUGUAUGCGCAAACUGUCAUAAUAGCAGGAAUAGUACAACAGGCCCCAAAGAGAUUGACUGGGAGGUGAUUUUUUGGGUCAACAGACGUGAGCCUGUAUGGGCAAUACAGGUCACAGUGGCCUUAAUCAGUUUCUUGGAGACCAUGCUUAUCACAUAUCUCAGCUACAAGGGGAACAUUUGGGAGCAGAUGUUCCAGAUAUCCUUCAUAUUGGAGAUGAUCAAUACAGUGCCGUUUAUAAUCACAAUCUUCUGGCCUCCGUUGAGAAACAUAUUUGUCCCCGUGUUUCUGAACUGCUGGCUAGCUAAAUGUGCUCUGGAGAACAUGAUUAAUGAUUUCCAUCGUGCCAUCCAGAGGACCCACUCCGCCAUGUUUAACCAGGUGCUCAUCCUCAUCUGCACCCUGCUGUGUCUGGUCUUCACUGGGGCCUGUGGGAUCCAGCACCUAGAGAGAGCAGGAAAGAACCUGUCUUUCUUCGACUCGCUGUAUUUCUGCAUUGUAACCUUCUCUACAGUGGGCUACGGGGACGUCACGCCGCAGAUCUGGCCCUCACAGUUACUGGUGGUCAUCCUCAUCUGUGUGGCACUGGUGGUGCUUCCACUACAGUUUGAGGAGCUUGCCUUCCUGUGGAUGGAGAGACAGAAGUCAGGAGGGAACUACAGCCGCCACCGGGCCCAGACGGAGAAACACGUUGUGCUGUGCGUCAGCUCGCUCAAGAUAGACCUGCUCAUGGACUUCCUCAAUGAGUUUUACGCUCACCCUCGAUUGCAGGACUACUACGUGGUGAUCCUGUGUCCCACAGAGAUGGACAUCCAGGUGCGUCGUAUCCUCCAGAUCCCUCUGUGGUCCCAGAGGGUCAUCUACCUCCAGGGAUCAGCCCUCAAAGACCAGGACCUCAUGAGGGCCAAGAUGGACGAUGCAGAGGCCUGCUUCAUCCUCAGCAGCAGGAAUGAGGUGGACCGAACAGCCGCUGACCACCAGACUAUCUUGAGGGCUUGGGCAGUGAAGGACUUUGCUCCGAACUGCCCCCUUUACGUCCAAAUCCUCAAACCAGAAAACAAGUUUCAUGUCAAGUUUGCAGAUCAUGUGGUGUGUGAGGAAGAGUUUAAGUAUGCCAUGUUGGCCCUGAACUGUGUGUGUCCGGCCACAUCCACUCUGGUCACGCUCCUGGUCCACACCUCCCGAGGACAGGAAGGCCAGAUGUCCCCGGAGCAGUGGCAGAGGAUGUACGGCCGCUGCUCGGGAAAUGAGGUCUACCACAUCCGCCUGUGCGACAGCAAGUUUUUCGGGGAGUAUGACGGGAAGAGCUUCACCUACGCCUCCUUCCACGCCCACAAGAAGUACGGUGUGUGUCUCAUUGGGGUGAAGCGGGAGGACAACAAAAGCAUCCUCCUUAACCCUGGGCCCCGCCACAUCAUGGCCGCCGCCGACACCUGCUACUACAUCAACAUCACCAAGGAGGAGAACUCGGCAUUCAUCUUCAAGCAGGAGGAGAAGCACAACAAGGGGCUGCCCGUCACAGGCCUCUACGACGCCCCCUCCAGGCUGCCCGUGCACAGCAUUAUUGCCAGCAUGGGUACGGUGGCCAUAGAUCUGCAGAACCCGGACCCCCCUGAGGACAACAGCAAGCUGGCCCCGCCCACAGAGAACGGCUCUGGGAGCAGGCGGCCCAGUAUCGGCCCGGUCCUGGAGAUAGCAGAUUCCUCAGCCAUCCUACCAUGUGACCUGCUCAGCGACCAGUCAGAGGACGAGACCAACCAGUCAGAUGAGGAGGGCUCUGUGGGGUCAGAUUUUGUGAAGGGCUACCCUCCCAACUCGCCCUACAUCGGCAGCUCUCCGACUCUGUGUCACCUCCUACCGCAGAAAGCUCCAUUCUGCUGUCUUCGCUUAGACAAGGGCUGCACCCACAAUAGCUUUGAGGACGCCAAGGCAUACGGCUUCAAGAACAAGCUAAUCAUAGUGUCCGCUGAGACAGCAGGGAACGGCCUCUACAACUUCAUCGUCCCUCUGCGGGCCUACUACCGGCCCCGGAAAGAGCUCAACCCGAUAGUUCUGCUGCUAGACUACUCGCCUGAUAACCACUUUCUGGAGGCCAUUUGCUGCUUCCCAAUGGUCUACUUUAUGACCGGCACCAUUGACAACUUGGACAACCUGCUCCAAUGUGGCAUUAUCUAUGCUGACAACCUGGUGGUGGUCGACAAGGAGAGCACCAUGAGCGCUGAGGAGGACUACAUGGCCGACGCCAAGACCAUCGUCAAUGUUCAGACCAUGUUCAGGUUGUUCCCCAGCCUCAGUAUUAUCACUGAGCUCACCCACCCAUCCAAUAUGAGAUUCAUGCAGUUUCGGGCCAAGGACUGCUACUCACUGGCUCUCUCUAAGCUGGAGAAGAUAGAGCGUGAUAAGGGCUCCAACCUGGCUUUCAUGUUCCGCCUGCCGUUUGCUGCAGGCAGGGUGUUCAGUAUCAGCAUGCUGGAUACACUGCUGUACCAGUCUUUUGUCAAGGACUAUAUGAUUCCUAUUGCAAGACUACUCCUGGGUCUAGACACCACACCUGGCUCUGGGUAUCUGUGUGCGAUGAAGGUGACGGAGGAGGACCUGUGGAUCAGGACCUAUGGCAGACUCUUCCAGAAGCUGUGUUCCUCCAGUGCCGAGAUUCCCAUCGGCAUCUACCGCACCGAGUCCCACAUGUUCUCCACCUCUGAGGGCAAGGAAGGUCACCCGCAGUCUCAGGUGUCCAUCAACUUAGAAGAAGGGGGCGAGGAGCAGCGGGAGCGGCGCGAGUCCUGGAAGGAGAAGACGGCCCACCGCAACUCCACCACCAGCGACCAGUCGGAGCACCCGCUGCUGAGGAAGAAGAGCAUGCAGUGGGCGCGGCGCCUGAGCCGCAAGAGCGCCAAGCCGGCCAGCCGUGCCGAGCGCAUCUCCCAGCAGCGCCUCAACCUGUACCGGCGCUCCGAGAGGCAGGAGCUCUCCGAGCUGGUCAAGAACCGCAUGAAGCACCUGGGCCUGCCCACGGUGGGAUAUGAUGAGAUGAACGAUCACCAGAACACGCUAUCCUACGUGCUCAUCAACCCUCCUCCGGACACCAUGCUGGAGCUCAACGACAUAGUAUACAUUAUCCGGUCCGACCCAUUGGCUCAUGUGCCAGAUGACCUGCCCAUUGGACAAUCCCGGGCCAGUAGGAACCAGCAGGACUAUGCUACAGAGACGAGGGAUGAGACUCAUCUAUGAACCCCCCCCCCCCACGAGUCCCCAUCCAAUACCCCCAACCCCACCUGGAUACCAUUCAGAGACAUGAGUUAGGGAGAGAGAGACCCUAACCCUUACCUCCAGGACCCUGGGCUCAUUCCCCAGACACAGAUUGAGGUUAGUAAUGGCCCAAAACAACUAUCUGGUGAGAGCGUCUCCAGCCCCAAAGCCAGACAGACAUAAAUCUCUGUUUGUGGUGAUGACUCAGAAAACGUGCCGUUUCCCGCCGAGCUGCUAUGGAAGGAUGCAUGACGAGUGCCUCAUAAUUAACCCCUUGCUCCCUGCACACACCUACCUACCUACCUACCUACAGACAAAAGCCCUCGCAAAACAGUAUCAGAUUACGGUCCAGUCACUGGAAACCAGACCGCCCUGCUGACCCCAACGAGAGCAAGCAACCAAAGGCCUGACAGACUGAUUUGGUCAGAGAUCCUGUGAUAGUCAUGUGAUGAGGAAGUAUGCACUUGCACAGAACAGGACCUCAUUUCACUCAGCAUGUUGUGCUCUUGGGGUGACGUCCUUUUGCCAUGACCAAAUUGUGAACUUUUGCACCCCCUUUUAUUUUUGUUGUUUUUUGAGGGAGAGCUGCAAAGCUGACACCUUUUUUUAUUUGUUUUUUUAGUAUAAAACCUUCAUUUGUCUUUGGACAGAAUUUAUAUUCUCUUUUUUAUACUUUAUAGUGUCAUUCUGACGGCACAAACGUUUUGUUGUUACAAGUCGAUAAGCCAAUUUUCAGAGGUACACACCAUGCAGAUGGAGUGUUUCCACCUGCCACACUGAAUUUGCGUUUUUCCACUGUUGCAUUGACAAUGAAUAAUUUGCUCUGUUUAUUGUACAAGAGUGAAAGCCUUCAAACAAUGAACACACCAUUUAUUCUUUCAAUCUAAAUGUCUUCUGUCAUAGCCCUUAUUGGUGCCAUUCCUUUGUCAGCAGUUGCUUUGUAAAUAUCUUUUUUUUUAAAUCAGCUAUUACAUCCUAUGUGCCAUUUUGGAUCUACCCUCUCUCUACAUCCAUGCUAUGUAUUAUCUUUGCCAUUAUUUCUAUUUACGUACACCUUGUCAACUUGAGUUGAUAAGAAUUGGCAACGGGCACUAUUCACUUGCAAGUGUUACAAUAAGACUUGCAUGUGAGCGUCUUGGCUGCAGUGUGACUGGUCGCCUGAUUGUUUUGCACAAGUAGCAACAGGUUCGGCCAAGUCCAUCUGUGUGGUCGUACCUGGUGCUGAACACGAGCAGUUCUCCCCAGAUUGUAUGGUCCACAUCCUGUACAUAAGGCAGUGCAAACGUGUUGUGUUUUCACUUCAUUUGCAAUUUGAUCAGUGAUAAUUUUACUUUGUUGACAUGUUUGUCUCUUAUUAUCAGUGUGGAUAACAUCGUCAUUCCUUUUGGUCUAUGCUGUGUUAUAAAAAUGAAACAGGACUUGAACUACUUUUGCACUAAGCUCUGUGGGGAUUUCUAGAGCAUUAUAGCAUGACCCUUUAAUCUGAAUCUAUACAAUAGGGCAGUAUUCGACAGUAUUCAACCAUUCCUAAACUUGUUCUGCCAGGAUGUGCAUUCGCAAAGCUUUGAUUGGUUUGCAAUAGUUAGCCAGGUUUAUUUUUGGAAUGUGCCAUUUUUAUUUUAUUUUUUUUAACUUUUUUUUUUUUUUGUGAAAGAAUACAGACGUAACAAGCAGGAAGUGUAAAAUGGGUUGUCUUUUUGAAAAUCUCAUGAAUGAGAACUGCCAAAUCCAGAGCAAGGACCCUCAUGUGAUUCAAAGUGUACGUUUUUGCAACGUUCCAUGGAAAUGGACCGGUAAUGCUCUAGACUUUGCAAGCCAGAGCGCCUCAGAAGGGCGGUUUACAGGAUUGCAGAACCGGUGGACGAUAGUAUGUGUGACCAACACGGAGGACAUAGUAUGGUGUUAAAGCGCUGUUUCAGUUGCAGCCCUUCGAGAUCUUUCUGUGACAUCAUUUCCCCUGUCAGCAAACCUGACAACCCCCAAAAAAGGGUAAAUAUCCUCUGGCGGUAACCUUGUCCUACUGCCAACACUAUACUAUCAUAAGGGGCAUGCAAACACUGUCAGCAUGUUUUGAUAUACAGCUUGCCAAGAGAGACAUGUUUUUGUACAUGGUAGCUGGCUAAUGUGGAAGUCCAGUGACCAGAGAGAUCAUCAUGUCUGCUUGUUAUUGGGAACCAUAUCAUUUGAUAUUUUGUAUUUAUAUGAAUGGGCCAUGCAUGUCCUCUAUUGUGGGUGUAUAAAGAACCUGUUUACCUUCAUCCUAUCCUGUUUUUAAGUCAUUGUCAAAAGGGUUGAUCCAUUUUGUACUAUUUCUUAUAAGAAGUCAGUGCACUUAUUACAAAGUAAAAUAUGAAAAUAAAUGCUGCAUGCAGCCGGGAUUAAAAACAAACAAAUAUACUGAAU
Lampris incognitus (smalleye Pacific opah) is the source of this 6338-nucleotide messenger RNA. RefSeq names its product potassium channel subfamily T member 1-like. The transcript is spliced from 32 exons. Lineage: Eukaryota; Metazoa; Chordata; Actinopteri; Lampriformes; Lampridae. The coding region runs from base 225 to 3917 and encodes 1230 amino acids. Gene Ontology annotation, molecular function: intracellular sodium-activated potassium channel activity. The record is from RefSeq and is a predicted model, not a curated record. Gene Ontology annotation, cellular component: membrane. Gene Ontology annotation, biological process: potassium ion transport.